AUCAGAGUCGUCCACGAAAGCCGGCCAGCGAGGCCUCGAGACAUCGUCAAGUGUGUCGCAGACAUUCUCUCGGUAGCGAUCCAUAGUGUGUGUCGAAGCGUUAGAACCCCGUGUUUAAAGUUAUAAUUGGCCUGGACCCAAAAGUCCGCGAUGAGGCUUGCCAUACUUGGGUGUCUUGCAAUUCACCUUGCAAUCCUCAGUACAGUCUUUGCAAAGAAGGAUGAUGCCAAAGAUAAGGAAUCGGUUGGCACAGUGAUUGGCAUUGAUCUUGGCACCACGUACUCAUGUGUGGGGGUUUUCAAAAAUGGGCGUGUCGAAAUUAUUGCGAACGACCAGGGAAAUCGUAUCACGCCUUCCUAUGUAGCUUUCACUCAGGAAGGUGAGCGCUUGAUUGGUGAUGCCGCAAAGAAUCAGUUGACCACUAACCCCGAGAACACGGUGUUCGACGCGAAGCGCCUCAUCGGACGUGAAUGGUCGGAGAGCUCUGUGCAACAUGAUCUGAAGUACUUCCCCUUCAAGGUAAUCGAGAAGAACAAAAAACCUCAUAUUCAAGUGCAGACUGGCCAAGGGGAGAAGGUAUUUGCUCCUGAAGAGAUUUCUGCAAUGGUGCUUACAAAGAUGAAGGAGACUGCGGAAACUUAUCUUGGCAAAAAGGUAACGCACGCCGUUGUUACGGUACCAGCAUAUUUCAACGAUGCCCAGCGUCAGGCAACAAAAGACGCGGGAACCAUUGCUGGUCUCAACGUGAUGCGCAUCAUCAACGAACCGACGGCCGCUGCUAUUGCAUACGGACUCGAUAAGAAAGAUGGUGAAAAGAACAUCUUGGUGUUCGAUUUGGGCGGGGGCACCUUCGAUGUAUCUCUUCUUACGAUCGAUAACGGCGUUUUCGAAGUAGUAUCGACCAACGGUGAUACACAUCUUGGAGGAGAAGACUUCGAUCAGCGUGUGAUGGAGCACUUUAUCAAGCUAUACAAGAAGAAGACUGGUAAGGAUAUUCGUAAGGAUAAUCGUGCCGUUCAAAAACUUCGUCGGGAGACUGAGAAGGCAAAGAGGACUUUGUCUACAGCCCAUCAGGCCAGAAUUGAGAUUGAGUCGUUCUUCGAGGGAGAGGAUUUCUCGGAGACGCUCACUCGUGCGAAGUUCGAGGAACUCAACAUGGAUCUAUUCCGUAGUACGCUCAAGCCUGUACAAAAGGUUCUUGAGGAUGCGGACCUCCAGAAAAAGGACAUAGAUGAGAUUGUUCUCGUCGGAGGCUCAACUCGUAUACCGAAGGUGCAACAGCUUGUUAAGGAAUUCUUUAAUGGCAAAGAGCCAACUCGCGGUAUCAAUCCUGACGAGGCUGUAGCUUAUGGAGCAGCUGUUCAGGCAGGAGUUCUAGGUGGUGAGGAGGACACUGGAGACCUCGUACUGCUUGACGUUAAUCCUUUGACUCUCGGUAUUGAAACAGUCGGUGGAGUUAUGACUAAACUUAUUCCCCGUAACACGGUUAUUCCGACGAAGAAAAGCCAGGUAUUCUCGACGGCUUCGGAUGACCAGCACACCGUCACUAUUCAGGUAUAUGAAGGAGAACGACCCCUCACGAAGGAUAACCAUCAGCUUGGAAAAUUCGACCUUACUGGCAUUCCACCAGCGCCACGUGGUGUCCCUCAAAUCGAGGUAACUUUUGAGAUCGAUGUAAACGGCAUCCUCAAGGUUUCCGCCGAGGAUAAGGGAACUGGUAACAAGGAAAAAAUCACUAUUACGAACGAUCAUAACCGUCUCACGCCCGAAGAUAUCGAGAAGAUGAUCAAGGACGCCGAGAGGUUUGCUGACGAUGACAAGAAAGUCAAAGAGAAGGUUGAAGCAAAGAACGAGCUUGAGUCGUAUGCCUAUUCUCUAAAGACUCAAUUAAAUGACAAAGAAAAACUUGGCGGAAAACUAAGCGACGACGACAAGAAGUCGGUAGAAGAAGCUGUCGAAAGGGCAAUCAAAUGGCUAGACUCAAACGCCGACGCGGAGGCUGAGGAUAUGAAAGCUCAGAAGAAGGAGCUGGAGUCAGUCGUGCAUCCAAUUAUCUCUAAAAUUUAUCAAGGUGCUGGAGGACCCUCGCCAGGUGGUGACGGCGAUGAUGCUAGCAAAGAUGAGCUGUAAGCGGGAAUGUGCGAGAAAAUAAUCAAUAAGCAAAGACUUAUCGUUACUCUGUCGAGGUGGUCCGCUGCAACAUCAGGACCGUGGGCAUAAACAAACGAGCCCUGAGAAAUUUUAUAUUUAUAUUACUUUUAGGUUCAAUUGGCGGGUGCUGGAGUUUACAUCCGGACGUGGUGGACGGUAAAUGAGAAAGAUAUUAAUUUUAAAAGCGCAUUCUCUACGUUUAGUGGUACCCAAAAAAAAGAUACAAUAAAAUAAUUCAUUCAAAAGAGCUUUACGAAGCUUUACGUUUAAUGGUACCCAAAGAAGCGCGGGGUGGUCUCCUUUGUAAAUAAGCAUUGUAAUAAACAUAAUGGUUAACAAUUAAAAAUAAACAUAAUGGUAAAAAUAAAAAGGAA
Messenger RNA from Varroa destructor (honeybee mite), 2525 nucleotides. It is a transcript of the gene Hsc70-3, whose product is annotated as heat shock protein 70 cognate 3. Gene Ontology annotation, molecular function: ATP-dependent protein folding chaperone; ATP binding. The record is from RefSeq and is a predicted model, not a curated record. NCBI's taxonomy places the organism in Eukaryota, Metazoa, Arthropoda, Arachnida, Mesostigmata, Varroidae.